This is a messenger RNA of Besnoitia besnoiti, 969 nucleotides long. RefSeq lists its product as uncharacterized. The coding region runs from base 1 to 969 and encodes 322 amino acids. The record is from RefSeq and is a predicted model, not a curated record. The transcript has a single exon. NCBI's taxonomy places the organism in Eukaryota, Apicomplexa, Conoidasida, Eucoccidiorida, Sarcocystidae.
AUGUGCCUCUGCGCGCCAUUUAGUCGUAUUCCUCUAACAUGCAGGGCGUCGGCUCUUUACUUGUUCCCUUUUUUCUACUGCUGCUUCCUGGUUGGCUUUCUGGCGCUGCUACCGGCGCCGUUUGCCAACCGCCCCCUCUUCUCGUGCUGUUGUCUCGCCUUCGCCUUCCUCAACCUGCUUACAUCGAUUGUUGGCCAAAUUGGCGUCUUUAAGCGGAUGGAUGCCGCGCUUCGGGGCACAGUCGUCCUCUUGGUGAUGGAGAAUCUAAUGGUUUUUUUCAUCGGUGUCUUCGUGCUCGUCCACCUAGUGUCAAUGCGCCCCUCCGCUCUCGCCUUUUUUCAGGAAGGAGAUGUCGACUCAAAGUUGCGGCUAAUGACAGAUCAGCGAGCCUUGGCGCUAGACGACGAAGACGCGGAAUUGCGUAUGCUCGCCCCAGCUGCCAGACCGAUGGGAGAGUGUCUCCUCAAGUUGUCUAUCGAGACAAGAUGGUGGAUCGCUAUGGUUGCCAGCGUCAUGCUUAUCAUCUGUAGCGCUCUCACCUCGUGCUGUCUUCGUGCGGUGGCGGAAUUCCAAGCAGAGCUUGACGCCGAAGCUUUCGUCGAAGACGCAAGGCUCCUGCGGGAUAGUGAGAGGAUGAUGCUGCUGCAAGCGUCAAAGGGAUAUGGGCCUCUGCCCGAUACCUCUCUUUUGGCCGGCAGCGACUCUUACAGAUGGCAAAAGGACAGCACUUCACGAGAAGUUAGUCCACGAGCGGCGUCGGAAAGUGAUGGGAUCUCCACGCACAGACUGGUUGCCGGUGAAUCAAAGCAUCACCUGCAUCAGCAGCAGUCAACUUCUCAACGAGCAGUAGUAGUCGACGCCACAGCGCACCCUGAAGGGGACAACGGGGGCGAUAUAUCGACGGCAUCGGCGUUUCCCGAAGAUGCCCAUCAAAUCGAUGCCGUCGCCGAAGCGGAUGGCCACGUAUGA